AUGAGUAAAUCAAAAGUUUCAGCAGAAUGGAAGAAACGUGUAAAAUCGGAAUAUAUGAGGUUGCGCCAAAUGAAGAGGUUCAAACGCGCAGACGAGGUGAAGGUAGCAUGGGCCAGAAACUUACGUAUAAUGUCAGAGGCAGUAGAGGCACGUGAAACCGAGAUCGCAGAACGUGGACGGAGACCGUUUUGGCCACCUCCAGCACCAACCCCUAGUCAUGAAAGCCUCAUGAAGAGAGCGGAAGUCACCUACACAGAUGCUUCAGGAGUCGUUACAACCCAACAGGUUCCGAUAAGGAUUAUAAAUUCGGUGAACCCCAUCCCCACUAUGUACACAUGGGCACCCACUCAGAAGAAUUUCAUGGUUGAGGAUGAAACAGUACUUCACAACAUUCCUUACAUGGGUGAUGAGGUAUUGGAUCAGGAUGGGACAUUCAUCGAGGAGCUUAUUAAGAAUUACGAUGGAAAAGUGCAUGGUGAUAAAGAGGGAGGAUUUAUAGAUGACCAGCUCUUUGUGGAUUUAGUACACGCUUUGAUGACUUACCAGACCAAGGAUGAAGUUGCAGAAGAGAGGAAGGAAAGAGAGUUGCGUAACUCAAAAGAAGAUAAAGAUAAAGAGCCAUCUAAAGAGCCGAAAGAUAAAGAGAAAGAGAAAGAUGAGAACAAGGACAGUGAGAAGAAAACUCCUAGUGACAAGCAGUUCCCCAUUUUUACUAUUUUCCAAGCAAUCAGCACCCAAUUUCCUGAUAAGGGUACCGCACAGGAACUGAGAGAAAAGUACGUGGAGCUGACGUCGCUGCGAGACCCGGACGCCCUGCCGCCGGAGUGCACGCCCAACCUGGACGGGCCGCUCGCCGAGUCGGUGCCGCGCGAGCAGACGAUGCACUCCUUCCACACGCUCUUCUGCAGGCGCUGCUUCAAGUACGACUGCUUCCUGCAUCGUCUGCAGGCGUGCCACCCGGGACCGAACCUGACCAAGCGCAAGGGGCCCGACCUGAAACCGUUCUCUGAGCCGUGCAGCUCAAGUUGCUACAUGCUGUUGGAAGGCAUGCGGGAGAAACUCGCCCGUGAGAAGGCGGCAGGUGAAGAGGACAAGGGCAAAGCGCACGCGAUGGACUCGCCGAACGACGCCUCCUCGGAAGACAGCAACGAUAGCAACCGCUUCCAGAAAGUCGUCCCGUGUGCAGGCAGCAACAGCAAUUCCAGCAACAGCAACUGGAGCACCCACGGCUGCCACAACAAGCCCGGAGACUCGGACCCAGCCUAUAAUGCACUCGGGCUGACACUCGAGGACAUUGAGUCUGAAUGGACGGGCUCCGAUCAGUCGCUGUUUAGGGCUCUUCAUAAGGUGUUCACAUCCAACUACUGCGCCAUCGCCCAAGUCAUGCUGUCCAAGACCUGUCAGCAGGUGUACGCGUACUGGAUCAACACCGGGCAGGAGGAGUGCCGUGUGGAGGCGGAGCUGACCCCGCCCAGGAAGAAGAAGAAGAAGCACCGCCUCUGGUCCGUCCACUGCCGCAAGAUCCAGCUCAAGAAGGACUCCUCGUCGCACCAUGUUUAUAACUACACCCCGUGCGACCACCCAAACCAGCCGUGCGACAACAUGUGCCCCUGCCUCCAGUCGCAGAACUUCUGCGAAAAGUUUUGCCAGUGCAGCAGCGACUGGAACACAACGAGAGGUGCAUACAGACGGUUCCCCCGGCUGCCGAUGGCGCAG
Iphiclides podalirius (scarce swallowtail) is the source of this 1716-nucleotide messenger RNA. The record is from the annotation of a GenBank genome assembly. Lineage: Eukaryota; Metazoa; Arthropoda; Insecta; Lepidoptera; Papilionidae.